GUACUCGUAGCUAAUUGGGAUGAACUAAAACUCUCACGACCAUCCAUGCCGCCACGGAAACAAACAGAUUCAUCCAAGCAAAGCAUUUGUUCUUCCAUUGGGGCACUCAUUCGCAGCCGGCUUCGAGCAACAACCUGCAAAUACGUUGGUUUUUUUGUGUUGUUGUUCAUCAGCUCAUAUCUCUAUCUAUCUCCUCUCAUCAUUACUAGUGUACCUCAGGAGCCCAUCAGCACAGAUUACCUGAAUGCCGAUGUCUCGAAAAGGGAUGCGGUCCGUGCUGCGUUCCAGCAUGCCUGGAGCUCCUACGAGCAAGACGCCAUGGGAGCCGACGAAUACCAUCCCAUCAGCCACCGUGGAUUUAACUUUUCAGGAGAUGGAGGGAUUGGAUACACCGUGGUAGACGCACUUGAUACUAUGCUGAUUAUGGGUCUCCAUGAUGAGCACGCUCGUGCGCGUCAAUGGAUCCUGGACAAACACUCUUUCGAAAGAGAGGGUAACUUCAACACUUUCGAGACAACCAUUCGUGUCCUGGGCGGAUUGUUGUCAGCCUACCAUCUUGCCGGCGAUACUCUCUAUCUGGAGAGAGCCGUGGAUCUAGCAGACCGCCUUCUUCCGGCAUUCGAUACGCCUACGGGUCUUCCAUUGCCCAUGGUUAACCUAGCAAAACGCGUCGGUGUCCGAGAUCAAUGGUCGUCCGACCAAAUCAGUACGGCAGAAGCCGCGACGCUUCAACUGGAGUUCAAAUACCUUGCUCAACUGACAAGGAAGAACAUUUACUGGUCAAAAGUGGAGAAUGUCAUGUCUGUUAUCUACAAAUCUUUGCUCCCCCACAGUCUGGUACCUAUUUUUAUGAGUGCUAGUAAAGGAGAUUUUACUCAAUCUGAUAUUCGUCUUGGUUCACGGGGCGAUUCUUAUUACGAGUAUUUGAUUAAGCAAUACUUGCAAACGAAUCGGACCGAGCCUAUAUACAAAAAGAUGUAUGCAGACUCGAUGAAAGGCCUGCAUGACAACUUGGUUCAGAAAACAUCCCGUCAAGGGCUAACGUACAUCGCCGAACUCAUACCUCAUCGGUCAAAGGACGGCAGCGUAACAUGGGACCGUUCCGCCAAACAAGAUCAUCUCGUCUGCUUCCUCGCAGGCUCGCUGAUGCUGGGCGCUACAACCUCUGGAGCAGCAAAGCACUUUAUAUCUAUCCCUCCUCGCCUAGAGGAACUGACGCAGGAAGGGCAGCGGGAUUGGCAGACCGGCGUGAAUCUUCUGGAGACCUGCAUGGAUACCCAUCGAACGUCGACCGGUCUCUCUCCUGAGAUCGUGAUGUUCCGAGCAAACGAAGAGAAGGGUGAAUCAGAACGUGACUGGUUUAUCAAGAAUUCUCGAAAAGGUGGACCGUCCUCUUAUGAUGCCCGCUACAUGCUCCGUCCGGAGACUGUCGAAUCGCUGUUCAUUGCUUGGCGACUAACUGGCGACCUCAAAUACCGUCAGCAUGCUUGGAAUAUCUUUUCAGCCAUUGAAAACCAUUGUCGCCUAGAGGAAGGAGGCUACGCUACGGUCUUGGACGUCGAUACAGUACCUGUAUCGCGGGACGAUAAGCAAGAGACCUUCUUCUUGAGCGAGACUUUGAAAUAUCUCUACAUGACAUUUUCCGAUUCGAGCAUCAUACCCCUGGAUAAAUACGUGUUCAACACGGAGGGGCAUCCGUUACCGAUUUUCAAGCCUACCGACACCAAGCCUGCUUUUGCACUGUGAAGGUGAUUUAGAUGGGUACUUAUACCGAAUACUAUUGUGUCGCUUUCGUGCUCUUCGUUGCUAUCUGGACUUACAGUACAGCAGACCACGCAUUGGCUAUAAUAUGAUGAAAGCUCUUGCGCCCCAGAUAUAUUCAUCAUCCGCCGAUCUAUCUAAGACGAAAUGUAGUUCUAUAUAGUAGUUUUGGCUAAAUAAGGUGUGAACGUAAAUAAUCUUCAGUAUCUCUCAGGAAGC
Guyanagaster necrorhizus is the source of this 1980-nucleotide messenger RNA. Its product is annotated as glycoside hydrolase. The record is from RefSeq and is a predicted model, not a curated record. Gene Ontology annotation, molecular function: mannosyl-oligosaccharide 1,2-alpha-mannosidase activity; calcium ion binding. The transcript is spliced from 17 exons. Bases 46 to 1746 code for a protein of 566 amino acids. Gene Ontology annotation, cellular component: endoplasmic reticulum; membrane. Gene Ontology annotation, biological process: mannose trimming involved in glycoprotein ERAD pathway; carbohydrate metabolic process. Lineage: Eukaryota; Fungi; Basidiomycota; Agaricomycetes; Agaricales; Physalacriaceae.